AUGAAUUACUCAAUUGAAGAAAUAAAUGAUAUGAAAUAUAUUCGUUUUUUGGACGGUAAACUUCUGUCAAUCAUGCAAAGUUAUUUUCCAUAUGAAGACUUGUUCCGCAAUGCGCUUCCAGCAAGGAAUUUACUAUCCAUUUUGAAUAAUCUUAAAAAUAAUCACGGUCCUUAUUUUCCUGAUUUGAUUAAUUGGGUCGAAGAACAGUAUAAAGAUGAAAUUAAAUUAAUCCAGAUAAUAACUAAUAAUGGAUUUAUUGAAUUUAAAAAUUUAGCCCAAUUGUUUCCAAUAGGUCAAAAUGUAUACAUUAAAUUGGAUGGAACCAUAAUUGGAGCGAAAGUUAUUAUGACAUAUUAUGAUUAUGAAAAUUUUAUUAUUGAUUUGGAAGUAAUUAAUUCAGAUGGUUACUCAUUUAUUUAUGAGAAAUAUUAUACAUUUAUUGAUUUCUGGAAAGGCUUAUGUAAAAUCAAUAAGCUUCCAAUAAUUCCAUUAUCAAAAGAGGAUAAUAUUUAUAAUAAAUUAGUAGCACGUGGAAAAAAGUUCAUAAAAUAUGCAAUAGGUCAUCAUUUUUUACAACAUUCACAUUCUAGUAAAUAUAGUAAAGGUCGUAUUAUGGUUGAUAUUUCCAAUUAUAAGAAUUACAGUUUAGCUAGUAGUAUUUUCAAUAAUAAUUGUUAUCUUGAAUACUUAGAAGAUAUAAAAAUAAAUGAUGAUGUUAAAGAAGAAGAACUCUUCAUGUGUGUAUCUAAACUUCCUGCAUAUAGUUUUACAUGGAAAGAUUGGCAUUUUAUUGAUGUUGAGCAUUUAAAUGAAAUAACGUUUGAUAACGAAGCAUUUGAUAAACUUGUUCUUGAUCAGGAAAAAAAAAGUAUCAUUGAAAAUAUUAUAAAAUUUGAAUAUAGUAAAACAGAUAUUAUUAAUAGUAAAGGUGAUGGAUAUACUUUUUUGUUACAUGGUCCUUCUGGAGUUGGAAAAACAUUAACUGUUGAAGCAAUUUCUGAGAAACUUCAUCAUCCAUUAUAUUCUAUUAGUACUGGAGAAUUAGGAACAAAUGCAAAAGAUUUAGAAAACAAUUUAAGAAAUAUUUUUAAUCUAGCAUAUUAUUGGAAUGCUAUUAUUUUAAUUGAUGAAGUUGAUAUUUUUUUUGAAUGUCAAAAUGUACAUGAAGUUAAUCAUAAUGCUCUAGUAUGCGUAUUUUUAAGAUUACUUGAAUAUCAUCAAGGAAUUGUAUUCUUAACAACAAAUCGAGUAUAUUGCUUUGAUGAUACUUUUCAAUUUCAUAUUUCAAUUUCCUUAGAAUAUAAGGAACCAGACAUUAAAGCACGUGAAAUAUUAUGGAAUACAUUUUUGGAAUUUUUAGAUUACAACCCUAAUAAUGUGAAUAUUAAAAAAUUAAGUGAUAUACAUUUAAAUGGAAGAGAGAUUCAAAAUACUGUAAAAUUAGCAAGUACAUUAAAUAGGGAAUUAAUUACUACAGAACUACUAGAAAAAUUUAUCAAUUUAACAAGUAAGAAAAUAUUAGUAAGCAGUGCUGAUGGAAAUAAAAGAAAGUCUGGAAUCAAUGAUCAAGACAACCAACCAAAUUCAAAGAAAAUAAAAUAA
This is a messenger RNA of Rhizophagus irregularis DAOM 181602=DAOM 197198, 1602 nucleotides long. RefSeq lists its product as uncharacterized. Gene Ontology annotation, molecular function: ATP hydrolysis activity; ATP binding. NCBI's taxonomy places the organism in Eukaryota, Fungi, Glomeromycota, Glomeromycetes, Glomerales, Glomeraceae. The record is from RefSeq and is a predicted model, not a curated record.